Molecule: messenger RNA, 693 nt
Organism: Colletotrichum orchidophilum
Lineage: Eukaryota; Fungi; Ascomycota; Sordariomycetes; Glomerellales; Glomerellaceae
Exons: 1
Coding region: 1-693 (230 amino acids)
Source: RefSeq, a predicted model, not a curated record
AUGGACACAACACCAAUCUACUUUUGGCGUGAAACCGGCCCAGAAGGCUACCUCUCCCAAUGGUGGACCUCCAACCCCUUCACCCAAUCUCAUUCUUCAUCCUCAUCCUCAUCCUCGCCCUCAUCUCCAUCCCCCUCACCAACCAUCACCUUCAAAACCGCAGAACACUACAUGAUGCACGCCAAAGCCCUUCUCUUCUCCGACACCGACGUCGCCCUCUCCGUCCUCAAGGCCGACCAUCCCCGUAAAGUCAAGGCCCUCGGCCGCAAAGUCAGGGGUUUCGACGAGCGUGCGUGGAACGAGAACAGGGAGCGCAUCGUCCGCGAGGGGAACCUGCUCAAGUUCCGCUGCGCACCGGAGCUGAGACGGCGUUUGCUGGCUACGGGGGAGAGGGAGCUGGUGGAGGCGAGCCCGAUGGAUCGGAUCUGGGGGAUUGGGUUCGCUCCUGAUAAGGCGCCCUGGUCGGAUCGGCGUCGGUGGGGGUUGAAUCUGUUGGGUAAGGUUCUGAUGGAGGUGCGGACGGUGUUGAGGGAAGAGGAAGACAAGGAGGCGGAGGAUGGUAGGAAGAAGGAAGAUGCCAAGGCGAAAAGGAGGCGGGGUCAAGAGAAGAACGAAGAGGGCCACGACAGGGACGAAGGGACUGUGAAGAAGUCGAAGCGGGUAGAGGGAGACGACAAUUCGGCGGAACGGUAA